This is a messenger RNA of Lonchura striata (white-rumped munia), 931 nucleotides long. It is a transcript of the gene SELENOM, whose product is annotated as selenoprotein M. Gene Ontology annotation, cellular component: endoplasmic reticulum lumen. Gene Ontology annotation, molecular function: oxidoreductase activity. The record is from RefSeq and is a predicted model, not a curated record. Lineage: Eukaryota; Metazoa; Chordata; Aves; Passeriformes; Estrildidae.
CGUUCCGCGCCGGACGUGGCAGCGGCGGGAGCGAUGCGGGCGGUGCCGCCGGGGCCGGGGCCGGGGCCGGGGCUGUGGCUGGUGUUGACGGGUGCGCUGGUGGCGGGCAGCGGCUCGGAGCACCCCCGGCUGCGCCAGACCGUGCUGCGGGACCUGGCCCGCGGCAAGGUGGAGAGCUGCGGCGGGUGACGGCUGAACCGCCUCAGGGAGGUGAAGGCGUUCGUCACCCAGGACAUCCCGUUGUACCAUAACCUGGAGAUGAAACACCUGCCUGGUGCUGACCCUGAGCUUGUGCUCCUCAGCCUCCGGUAUGAAGAGUUAGAGAGAAUUCCCCUGAGCGACAUGACCCGGGAAGAGAUCAACCAGCUGGUGCAGGAGUUGGGCUUCUACCGCAAGGAGACACCUGAUGCCCCUGUGCCAGAGGAGUUCCAGUUUGCCCCUGCCAAGUCUCUGCCAAUACUGCUGCAUCCCCAAGCACCCACUGCUGAUGUCAAGACCCCACCCAAAUAUGACAAGGAAGAACACCCAGACCUCUAGCAAGGAGUGCCACCCUUAGGACAGGGUCCUGCAGCCAGUCCCCAGUGUAGGGAAUAAGGGCGUUAUGGCAGCUGGACAUGAUGUCACAGGGUGGCAAAGUUUUCUCCCCUCAGUCUUGUUUGUGUACUGGUUGAUGCCCUCCUGUCCUUGGAGCCCAUUAUCCUUGGCCAGUCAGAAGGAGGAGCAUUCCUUCAAUCUCUUGCUGUGCAUAGACUGGGCAGCAGUAUCCUGCCUGCAUGGGACAGGAUGAAACCCUCAGCAGAAAGUGCCAGGUGCUAAGGGUAGAUGUGCUGAGUCCCAAAGGUGGGAGAGCUGCCCCAAAAAGGGGGCUUUACCCUCCCCAGCAGGGUUUAUGUCAUAUCCAGCUCCUAGUAAAGCUUUUAUUUUGCAGUCA